GGACAAAUUUACCAGAGGAGGAAGCAAUUAAUUUCAAGCAGUCAUGUUCGUGAGAAUCACUUGAGUGUGGUUUUUUUCAGAGUGGGGAGUGAGUCCACCUCUUACGAAGAGCUCUUCGAAGAGGUGACUAAAGGCAGAUUACCAUUUUUGGUGCCAAUCAUCGUCGUCUUCAUUUAGCCGCUGCCGAAAGGGUUCCAUAGUGAAACCAAAUGUCAAAUCCGGCUUUGAUUGCCAAGCUGUUUAGACAUAUCAGCCAACAUUCAUUGAUUAGAAAGAGUACAUUUGCAUGCUCCUACAGAACAGUUGCUCCAUCUCUAGUCUCCAGCCAAAGCCAUGCAAAUGCAGCUGUAUCUGCAAAUCCCGUGAUCAAUUAUCAAGAAUCUCCCAAGUUUUCAGGGAAAGACAGUGAAAGUGAACAGAAACAACAAAUAGGACAACAUGUUUCAAGAAAGGAGAAGACCAGCUUUCUAUUACAGAUGCUUCGAGACCUCGAGGAUAGUAAAGAAGGCAUCUACAGUGCCUUGGACGCGUGGGUUGCGUGGGAGCAGAACUUCCCAAUCGGGCUUCUAAAACACGUUCUACUCACACUUGAGAAUGAGCAACAAUGGCAUAGAGUUAUCCAAGUUAUAAAGUGGAUGUUAAGCAAGGGUCAAGGCAACACAAGAGGUACUUACGGGCAGCUAAUUCGGGCAUUAGAUAUGGACCAUAGGGCGAACGAAGCGCGUGAAAUUUGGAGGAAAAAAAUUGGGUCAGACCUGCAUUCGGUGCCAUGGUCAUUGUGCAGUCUGAUGAUUUCGGUGUAUCAUCGAAACGAUAUGCUGGAGGAUCUUGUGAAGCUGUUCAAGGACUUGGAAGCGUUCGGGCGAAAACCACCAGAGAAGUCUAUAGUGCAGAGAGUCGCCGAUGCAUAUGAAGUGCUGGGCUUAGCCAAACAUAAAGAGUGCUUAAUGUUGAAGUACAAGGAUCUCUUCAAUGAGACGCCAGACGGGCGCCCCAAGAAAUUUAGAGGAUUUCAGACCAAGAGGAAAGGAGAAGCAAAGAAGGAAGCUUGAGGAAAGGGUUUUCUUAUUGAAGCUAAUCCAUAACUCAUUAUAAAUUUCUUGGCACAAUAUAGAGCGUGUUCUCUU
This is a messenger RNA of Cuscuta campestris, 1127 nucleotides long. The record is from the annotation of a GenBank genome assembly. NCBI's taxonomy places the organism in Eukaryota, Viridiplantae, Streptophyta, Magnoliopsida, Solanales, Convolvulaceae.